Messenger RNA from Lolium rigidum, 1028 nucleotides. RefSeq lists its product as uncharacterized. NCBI's taxonomy places the organism in Eukaryota, Viridiplantae, Streptophyta, Magnoliopsida, Poales, Poaceae. Bases 119 to 775 code for a protein of 218 amino acids. The transcript has a single exon. The record is from RefSeq and is a predicted model, not a curated record.
CCAACACAACACAAACCAGCUCCCAGCAAGCAAGCAAGCUCGUGUGCGUGCGUGUGUGCGCGGGUAACUGAGCUCGCUCGCUCAAGGAAGCUCCGGCACACAAGCUCGCUCUCCGACGAUGCCGAUGAUCAUCCCCGCCGAGGUCCGCGCCAAGGCGGAGAUCUACACGGGCGACGCGGCGGGGCAGGAGAAGACGCGGCUGAUGCUGGCGGAGACGGAGCUGCCCAGCGGCCUCCUCCCUCUCAAGGACAUCAUCGAGUGCGGGUACGUGGAGGAGACGGGGUUCGUGUGGCUGAAGCAGAAGAAGAAGGUGGACCACUACUUCGCCAAGGCCGGGCGCUACGUCUCGUACGGCGCCGAGGUGUCGGCCAUCGCCGAGAAGGGCCGGCUGAAGAAGAUCACCGGGGUCAAGGCCAAGGAGAUGCUCAUCUGGAUCACUCUCAACGAGAUCUGCGUCGACGACCCGCCCACCGGGAAGCUCCACUGCAAGGCCAUCGGCGGCCUCUCCCGCAGCUUCCCCGUCGAGGCCUUCGAGGCCGACGUCGCCCUCCCCGUGCCCGUCACCGGCCGCCUCAAGAAGAAGACGGAGGCGGAGAGCAAGGACGGCAAGAAAGAGGAGGAGGACGCGGCGACGGAGGAGGCGCCGGAGGAGGAGAAGAAGAAGACGAAGGAUGCUGCCGUGGCCCCUGCUGUCGUCGAGGAGAUCGACCUGAAGAUGAAGGAGAUGAACAAGGAAGCGCCGGUGCAGGCGGAGGCGGUUGCGGCCAAGAACUAGUCGGCGACGGCGACGCUACUGCAGGCGCGCGGUUAACGAUUGCAUGAAGAAACUAAAAAUCUGUUUCGGAAUAACGCAUUGCAUUCGCAUGUGUCCACCAUCCGUCCGCAUAUGUAUCACACCUGAUGGAUCGAUCCAUCAGAGCUCUGGUCAGUUCAACCACGAUGUAAUCUUUAUCUUCUUUUUAUCUUGUUUAUUACAUAUCCAAUUAAGGAGAUGAAAUUUAAUGAUGCCACUAGAGUUGCUGCUGCCC